This is a messenger RNA of Closterium sp. Naga37s-1, 1113 nucleotides long. The record is from the annotation of a GenBank genome assembly. Lineage: Eukaryota; Viridiplantae; Streptophyta; Zygnematophyceae; Desmidiales; Closteriaceae.
AUGGCUGCCGCCGGCCAUCUGGGCCAUGGAGCCUCCACCGCGUGGAAACGAGCGUUUCUUCUCGCCGUCUGCGUCACCGGCAUCUGGGCGGCGUACCUUACACAAGGGGUCGUCCAGGAAAAUCUCUCCACGAAGCGUUUCGCGCCGGACAACAAGCGUUUCGAGCACCUGGCGUUCCUCAACCUCGCGCAGAGCCUUGUCUGCUCCGUUGUCGCCUUCCUCAUGCUCAACAUUCUGGGAACCAACAUGACAGUACAGCCGCCGCUGCUGUCCUACUGGCUGCCCGGGGUUACCAACACCAUCGGCCCGGCAUGCGGCCUCAUUGCGCUCAAAUACAUCUCCUACCCCGCCCAGGUCCUGGCCAAGUCAUCCAAGAUGAUUCCAGUGAUGCUAGCGGGAGCCAUCAUCUAUGGGGUGCGCUACACUCUUCCGGAGUACGUCUGCACUCUGCUUGUCGCCGGGGGAGUUUCCAUGUUUGCCCUCUUUAAGAGCUCCAGCAAGGCGAUGAGCAAGCUCGCCAGCCCCAACGCGCCCCUGGGCUAUACCCUCUGCUUCCUCAACCUGGGUCUGGAUGGGUUCACGAACGCGACUCAAGACUCCAUCACCGCCAAGUACCCCUUCACAGCCACUUACCAUCUGAUGCUGGGCAUGAACAUAUGGGGCACACUCUACAUGGCGAUCUACAUGUUCGCCUGGCCGGGCGGCGGCGGCAUGGCAGCCAUUGACUUCUGCCGCACGCACCCGGAAGCUGCCGUGGACGUGUUCCUCUUCUGCCUCUGCGGCGCCGUCGGGCAGAAUUUCAUUUUCCUGACCAUCAACAAGUUUGGAGCGCUGGUCAACACGACCAUCACCACGACCCGGAAAUUCAUGAGUAUUCUGAUCUCGGCCGUGUGGAACGGAAAUCCGCUCACAGGGCAGCAGUGGGCGGGUGUGGGGAUGGUGUUUGCUGGGUUAAGCUAUCAGAUUUUCCUGAAGUGGCGGAAGUCUAGGGGUAAGAAGAAGCGGGCGGGAUCGGACUUGGGAGCGGCGGUGGCACGAAAGGAGGCAGUGGGGGAAGGGAAAGGGGAGAAGGAGGCGUUGAUGGGAAACGGGGAGAGGAAGAAGAGUAGGUGA